This is a messenger RNA of Talaromyces marneffei, 2349 nucleotides long. RefSeq lists its product as uncharacterized. Lineage: Eukaryota; Fungi; Ascomycota; Eurotiomycetes; Eurotiales; Trichocomaceae. The coding region runs from base 1 to 2349 and encodes 782 amino acids. Gene Ontology annotation, molecular function: oxidoreductase activity, acting on paired donors, with incorporation or reduction of molecular oxygen; heme binding; monooxygenase activity. The transcript is spliced from 5 exons. The record is from RefSeq and is a predicted model, not a curated record.
AUGAUAGCAGAACAUAUUCCCCAGCCUUCCUUACUUCAAGGCACGCUGUUAGUCCUUGUUGUCUCUGUUGUCACCCGAAUCGUGUGCCUCGAGAUCAAGCAUCGUGCGUUGAGUGACAUUCCAGGCCCAUGGGUUGCUAGAUACACCAACGCAUGGCGGUGUUACUUGGCUUGGGUCUACAGCGACCGCCCAGGAGGUAUCACAUACCACGAGGUCAUUCACAAAAAGUACGGGGAUGUAGUGCGUGUAGGACCGAAAACUGUCUUCAUCAAUGAUCCCGCUGGCAUUCCUGUUGUGCUAGGAUUCAAAGAUAGACUUGAAAAAACGGAUUCUGUCAAUGCAUUCAUGCAACCCGGAAAACCAACAUCCAUCGUGGGCAUUCGGAAUGAGCAGAAACAUGCUUCGUACCGUCGCCCAAUUCAGGGAGCUUAUUCAUUGUCCAGUCUGAAGCUAUACGAACCAGCCAUUGAUGAUAUGAUCAACAAAUUGACGAGCAUAUUUGACGAAAAAUGCCGAAGCAAGACCGUCAUCAAUGUUACCCAAUGGUGCCAUUUUUUUUCAUACGAUACAAUCAUGAACAUUACUUUCGGUGCUCCAUUAGGUUUCCUCGAUAAUGCCAAGGACAUGUAUGGUUUGAUUGCAAAUCAAGUGAAACAUGUCGCCUAUGUUCGAGUGCUUACUCAAUGGCCAGGGCUGGACUAUGUUAUACGAACAAACCCUAUCGUUGUGGCAUUUAAGAAACACAAAGAAUCACCAUUUUUUCGUUUCGCUGUGCAACGUAUCCGACAAGAGGUCGAAAAGCCCACAGCAGAUGAGGUCCCCAAAAGAACGCUUUUACAACAUUUCGUGGAUGCGAAAUCUAGGUAUCCAGACAUCGUUGAUGAUACUCAAAUUCGUCUGUACUGUGCCACCAACUCCUUAGCUGGAUCUCUCAGCCCGUCACGCGUGCUUGACUGUGUGUUGUCUUGGUUAGCACAGCAUCCGGGGGAACAAGAUCGUCUUUAUGAGGAGAUCGUGAAAAAUACCAGGGAGUUUCCAGUCUCACUAGAGGACACUGUAAACAUGCCAUAUCUGGGGGGAGUUAUCCGCGAAGGAUACCGACUACAUCAUGGAGGAGACAUUGCUAUUGAACGCAAAGUAGGACCCAGUGGAGCUACUCUCCCAGAUGGGCGUUUUAUUCCCGCAUACUACGACAUAGCCAUGAGCAGUCCGUCUAUCCGUGUUUGUUCAGCCUUUGGCGAAGAGCCUCAUGUAUUCAAACCAGAAAGAUGGAUGAGAGCUAAAGGAGAGAGUGACGAUGACUGGAAGGCUCGCCGAACAUACAUGGAUAAGGCUGAUUUAACAUUCAGUCAAGGAUCAAGAGCUUGCAUUGGGAAAAGUUUUACUCACCUAGAGCUUUUCAAAGUUGUCGCAUCGGUAAUGGGCCAAUUCAAGCUCGAACUCGCUGGAACACCGAAGCGAUUCGUAGUACCUGUUCAGCUUGUUCGACGCUCUGAUUCAGUUAACUAUUCAGGGUCAAAUGAUGUCUAUCCUGGCGACCGGACUGUAGCCGCAGCAUCUCGUCUUCGUGCUCAACAUAAUGUAUCAAAAGCAGCACUCGGCGGGCUUGUAUUUGCUCCACUUAAUUUCAAUCAACCUAACGUCCGAGUACUAGACUGUGGAACUGCGGAUGGCUAUUGGCUAUACGACUUAUCGAAACAACUCGAUCCUUCGGCUGCACUCAUUGGAACAGACAUUGGUUCAUUUCCAUUGGACUCUUUCCCGAAACCGAGGAAUAUGACAUUGUCCAUACACUCUUAUAAGGAUCCAUGGCCAGCCUCUUGGCAAAACUCGUUUGACUUGGUGCAUAUGCGGUUCUGUGUAGCGGGGCUAAAAGAUCCUAACGAGGCACGUAUAGCCAUUGACAGACUGAUUUGCCUUGUCAAACCCGGUGGAUGGAUUCAACUAGUCGACAGUACUUUAUCAUCGGGCAGGAUUCUCGACAAUGACAAACCCAGCACAAUUCUUUUCAAAUCCAUGGCCCGCAUGCUUGAGAGCAAAGGUCAGGAUACAGGUGCUGGGUUACGAAUCAGACCACUUCUGGAAGGCUCUGACAGGCUAUCGCAUAUUGAUAGUAAAGAAGUCGUUGCAAAAUUAGGCAAGGGUGCUGAAUCUGAGCAGCUUAGGAAAGAUGGUGUAUACAAUCUGAUGAAAAUGAUUGACACAUUGAAACCUAAACUAGAAGGUCUAGUGGACUGGCCUGUGACCCCGGCAAAACUUGAGGAGUUAAGAUCACAAAUCGUGGAGGAGGCAAAUAGCACCGGAGCUGACAAGGCGUAUUACGCCGCUUGGGGAAAAAGGAUCACCUAG